AUGCACCCUCUACAAGUCAACUCUCGAGACCCACCCAGGAGCAGUCAAUCAUCAUCUCAGUUUGAGACUGACUGCACCCCACUGCUUCAUACUACCUCCACCUCCACCACUCCAGCCGAAGACAGCUCCUCUACUUCUCCAGCAAAAGAUUCCUCUACUCCUCCUGAAUAUGAAGGCUGUGAUGGAACUGCAGAAGUCAACUCUCGGGACCCAGCCAGGAGCCGUCAAUCGUCAUCUCAGUUUGAGACUGACUGCUGCGCCCCACUGCUUCUUACUACCUCCACCUCCACCACUCCAGCUGUAGAAAGCUCCUCUACUUCUUCAGAAAAAGAUACUUCUUUUCCUCCUGAAUCUGAAGAGAGCUGCACUUACUGCAACCCUCAGUGA
Knipowitschia caucasica is the source of this 387-nucleotide messenger RNA. The record is from the annotation of a GenBank genome assembly. NCBI's taxonomy places the organism in Eukaryota, Metazoa, Chordata, Actinopteri, Gobiiformes, Gobiidae.